Nothobranchius furzeri (turquoise killifish) is the source of this 3043-nucleotide messenger RNA. It is a transcript of the gene ikbke, whose product is annotated as inhibitor of nuclear factor kappa B kinase subunit epsilon. The record is from RefSeq and is a predicted model, not a curated record. NCBI's taxonomy places the organism in Eukaryota, Metazoa, Chordata, Actinopteri, Cyprinodontiformes, Nothobranchiidae. Gene Ontology annotation, biological process: peptidyl-serine phosphorylation. Gene Ontology annotation, cellular component: cytoplasm. Gene Ontology annotation, molecular function: protein serine/threonine kinase activity; ATP binding.
UCCAUCUGCCACCGCGGUUCGAGCGUAACACUCCGGCUUCUGCGGUGCUAGACCCCUGGGCACGAGCGAACGGCCGCGGUGGAUCCGGAGGUAACCUCCGGGUGUCACCUGUUCAUUUAGCAGCCAUUAAGCCCGGCAUGGUGUCACUUACCGCCGCAGACGAACUUCUAAACGUGUCUUGUCUCCAGAAAGCUGACACAGUUGGUACGCGCUAAACCCGCACGAGCCUAAAAAGCACGGGACCUCCAGGAUGUCGGUGAUAACAGCCAGUACGACUCACUAUCUGUGGUCUUUACAAGAUGUCCUGGGUCAAGGAGCCACAGCUAGUGUCUUUAAGGCACGCAACAAGAAAUCAGGUGAGCUGGUCGCUGUCAAAGUGUUCAACAUCCAGAGCUACCACCGCCCCCAGGAUGUCCAAAUGAGAGAGUUUGAGAUGCUCAGGAAGCUCAACCACAGCAACAUUGUCAGACUGUUUGCUGUUGAGGAGCUGCCGUCCAAGGAGAAGGUUCUAGUGAUGGAAUAUUGCUCCGGAGGGAACCUGCUCAGCCUGCUCGAGGAUCCAGAAAAUGCCUUUGGCUUGCAAGAAACUGAGUUCCUCACUGUUUUGCAGUGCAUCGUGCAGGGAAUGAAUCACCUGAGGGAAAACGGCGUGGUGCAUCGGGAUAUUAAGCCAGGGAACAUCAUGCGGCAAGUUGGAGACGAUGGGAAAUCGGUUUACAAGCUGACGGACUUCGGAGCAGCAAGGGAGCUGGACGAUGACGAGAAGUUUAUGUCUAUUUAUGGGACUGAAGAGUAUCUGCACCCUGACAUGUAUGAGCGGGCCGUGCUGCGUAAGCCUCAUCAGAAAACCUACGGAGUGAGUGUUGACCUGUGGAGCAUCGGGGUGACCCUGUACCACUCCGCCACCGGGAGUCUUCCCUUCACACCAUUCGAAGGACCUCGCAAGAACAAGCUCAUCAUGUACAAGAUAACAACAGAGAAGCCAAUGGGGGCGAUAGGCGGCUUACAGCGGGUGGAAGGUGGACCUAUAGAGUGGAGUUACCACCUACCUCACAGCUGCCAACUCUCACAAGGUCUGAAGGCUCUGGUGGUCCCAGUACUCGCAGGCAUAAUGGAAGCUGACCAGGAGAGGUGUUGGGGUUUUGACCAGUUCUUUACAGCGACAGCGGACAUCUUACAGCGGCAGCCGGUUCACCUCUUUUCCCUGCAGCAGGCCGUGGCUCACUGUAUUUACAUCCACCACUACAACACAGUGUCGAUGUUCUUUGAAGAGGUGGCGUCUCAGACGGGCGUGGGCAUACAGCAGCAGCGCCUCAUGUACCUGGGACAUGACCUGCCCCUGGAGGGCAACAUGAAGGUGGUCAACCUUCCAAGUACGUCGCAGACUCAGCCUCUCAUUCUGCUCAGCCCUCCUGCUGGAGCCAACGCCGGUCUGCCCUUCAGGGAACCCGAGACUUCUCCUGUUCCACCCAGGUUUGAUUUGGUGGCAGACUACAGUUUCUCCAAGGCGACAGUCGGUGUGGUCCACCAGUACAAGAGGAUUGUGCAGAUGCUUCACACACACAGAGAGCUGCUGCUGCAGGGAUUUUACACUUACAUGAUGAAGUUACAUCAGGAGUGCAGAGAAGCUAUUCACAGGAUUGCAAUGAUCGCAAUGAGACUGCAGUCCUGCCUCAUUGCACAGCACAGAGUUUCUAAACUAGCUCCUUACUCCUCCGAAGGUCCAACACUGGCUAAUAAUGGUCAAAAGCUGCAGCUGGUUCAUGAGCACCUGCCUGUGUACACAGCUGGAAUCCAGGACUUCCACAAUCGACUGGAGCGCCUGCAGAUCGAACAGGCCAAGCUGGUAGACACUCUGGCCAAUGACAAGAGCCGUCAGAGGAUGGAGAUGCUGCUGCAGAAGAUCACCGCGAUCCAUCAGCAUUAUCGAAAAGACAGAAUGACGGGCAAGUUGGCUUAUAACGAUGAGCAAAUCCACAAGUUUGAGAAGAUCCACCUGUCCUCCCACAUCAAGAAAGUCAAGUCUGUCUUCAGAGAAGAAUGUGUGCAGAGAUAUAAGGAGCUGCUGGCCUCGACCAGGGCAUGGAGCAGCACAAUGAUGGAAAUAGAGACCAGGCUACAGGACCUCGGCUCUUUCUCCACCGGCUUGUUGGCAGACUUGGAAAUGAAUGAGCAGCACCAAAAUCAGGCUAUGGGCAGAGUCCUGCACACGCUACAGUCUGAGAGAGCUGAACAACAGCCAGGGAUCACGCCAAAGGACAGGGAGCAGAUGGUGUCCAGGAUGCACCAUUUGAGGGAGGAGAUGGAGCUUUUGGUGAGGGAGCUUCAGUGCAACAACAACAUUAUUGAGAGUAGUCUGGGAGCAGUGAACUCUUCUGCAGCUCUGGAUCCAAACCCAGCCAGGCCCUCCACGCUGUGACAUGGCUCCACCUGCAUCGCCUCAUUUUAACAGCCUCUGCUGCGCGGCGGACCGGUUCUCUAGAUGGAUGGAGGCUGUUAUAAAAAGAGGAAGCUAUUUCAAACAAUCAAUAAAAUGUGAAUCUCUGAUUAAAUGUCGGAUGCACAGAGAUGUGGGAUAGGCCGCAGAUGGAUGUUUAGUGUGUGUGCUGAUACCAACCUCGUUAAUGUGUGUGAUUGUAUUUUUAAUAGGCUGCCAUGGUGACAGACUGUAGAUGAAACAGCCAAUGCCCAGUCAGCUGGUUUACUGGCUGCAUUUCCUGUUUCUGCCCACUUAAGAAGCACUUGGGAAUUUAACAUAUGGCCUCUAUGAGAGCGUUUCAUAGCCUGAUUAGGAUUUUUGUUUGUGUAAAUCAGAUUUUCAUGUUGGUGUGUUGAUCUGUGUUUAGAAAAUCAUGAUCUGUGCCGUCCUGACGGCAGUUUGCAACCAUCACAUCUGUCAGGAUCUGUGUAAGGCAGACGACAGAGAUUUUAAAAGGUGAAAAUCAAAUAAAAUAUUUAUUGUCUUCGUCUUUCCAACUGUUUCAGAUUUUCCACUUUUUCUGGUUUAUUUGACUAAUAAAUUAGUAAAGAGUGAAUAUACACA